Messenger RNA from Papilio polytes (common Mormon), 1073 nucleotides. RefSeq lists its product as uncharacterized. NCBI's taxonomy places the organism in Eukaryota, Metazoa, Arthropoda, Insecta, Lepidoptera, Papilionidae. The transcript has 2 exons. The record is from RefSeq and is a predicted model, not a curated record. The coding region runs from base 13 to 993 and encodes 326 amino acids.
AUUGUAGUGUCAAUGUAUCAGUUGUCACUAAGUCGAACAACACAGACCACAAUGUUCAAGCUGGUGGUGUUGUGCACUCUCCUGGCGGCGGCGGCAGCCAAGCCCGAUCUGCUCUUCCCGACCGCCUACACGACUACUUUGGUGGAGCCAGCGAAGACUACGAUCUCGCAGCAGGCCAGCAGUGUCAUCCAUCCAUCACCAUUGUUCUACUCUGCGGGGUACCCCUUCGCUCAUUUCAUCAAAAAGCGAUCACCGGGCUUCUUCGCACCCACGACAUACAUCGCUAGCGCCCCCCUAGCUACUACUUAUUCGUACCCCACAUCGUUCGUCCACACAACACCGGUGGUGCACUCAUCGUCCGUCUUCACCACAGCCCACUUGAUCAAGAAGAGGUCUGCUGCCUUGCUCGCCGCGCCUGUCCUCGCUCACAACACUUAUUUAGCCAGCACUCCCGUCGCUACUACCUACUCAGCUUCCUACAUCAAUGAAGUACCUUUGGUGCACACUCCCCUCUCCUACGUUACACCUGCCCAUUUCAUUAAGAAGCGCUCUGCACCCCUGAUCACCUCCUACAUUGCUCCCACUACCUACGCGUCUUCUUGGUACCCUGGCACUUAUGCCGCUGCGGCUCCCUUGAUCUCUACUCCAUACAUUUCAACCUAUCCCUUUGGCUACCCUUCUUAUUUCUUCAAGAACGCCGUAAACGGUGUGCCCCUUGAUACACCUGAGGUUGUUUCAGCUCGCCUCGCCCACUACCAAGCCAAGGCGCUUUCUGGAGUCCAUCAUCUCCGCAAGCGCUCCGUAACGCCUUUGGCCUACAGCUCGCUAGUCUCCCCUGUCACUCACGGCGCUGUUGUAUCCCCUGUCGCUCCUCUGACCUACUCCUCCUAUUCUCCCUACGCGUACUCCGCGUACUCUGCACCCGCCUUGGUGUCAUCUCCUCUCGCCUAUUCCGCUGUACUCCCUAAAGCUUACGGCGUCCACGCUUGGUAGAUAAUGUAAUCUGUGAUAAACGACCAUUUAUAUAAUGUACUAUGAAUUAUUUUUCGAAAUAAAUGUUUUCAGUUUUAAAA